Molecule: messenger RNA, 809 nt
Organism: Rhipicephalus sanguineus (brown dog tick)
Lineage: Eukaryota; Metazoa; Arthropoda; Arachnida; Ixodida; Ixodidae
Product: activator of basal transcription 1
Exons: 1
Coding region: 37-804 (255 amino acids)
Biological process (GO): small-subunit processome assembly; endonucleolytic cleavage to generate mature 5'-end of SSU-rRNA from (SSU-rRNA, 5.8S rRNA, LSU-rRNA); endonucleolytic cleavage in 5'-ETS of tricistronic rRNA transcript (SSU-rRNA, 5.8S rRNA, LSU-rRNA)
Cellular component (GO): nucleolus
Molecular function (GO): RNA binding
Source: RefSeq, a predicted model, not a curated record
UUCAUCUAGCGCACUAGUAAGAAAUAACUUUCAAAGAUGGCGGAAGGAGAGUGUGACGCUGUGCGCGACGAACAACGUCCUGAACCCACUUCGUCCGACGACGCGACUUCUCAAGUCCCUUACACUGCCGAUUUGAAAGAUGAAGCCGCAACGCAGAAGGUCAAAACAAAAAAGAAGAAAAAAGUUCCGGGCGUCGUCUACUUGAGCUACAUCCCGCCCAAGAUGAACGUCAAGACCGUGCGGAGCAUGCUGUCAAAGUACGGCGAACUGGGGCGCAUAUUCCUGCAGCCGGAGAAAGAGCACGGCAAGCCACGAAACUUCGUCGAAGGCUGGGUCGAGUUCGCGGACAAGAAAGUGGCGAAACGCGUCGCCGCCACCUUGAACGGCGUCCAGGUAGGUGGCAAACGUCGUGCCGAGUAUUAUCACAGUCUGUGGAGCAUCAAGUACCUGCACCGGUUCCGGUGGACGCACCUGAACGAGCGGCUGGCGUACGAGAAGGCCGUGAGAGACCAGCGACUGCGCACCGAGAUCGCGCAGGCCAAGCGAGAGUCCAACUUCUACAUAUCGGCCGUUCAGAAGAGCAAGCGCCUACGGCGCGAAGCCAAGGAAGGUGUGGCGGACGAUGCCAGCUUACGACGGUCCAUCGACGUCAGGCAGCGCGCUACCGACGAAGAGAUCGUCGCCAAGAGGGCGAAAAAGGAUGCGGAUGAAACUGCGAAGCCCUCCGCCGACCUGAGCCUGCUGAAAAACAUUUUUGUGAGUGGUGUCGGCUUGGACGAUUCAGGUGACGAGCUUGAGACGUGACUGUU